AGCACCCUCAUUCAUCAUGCACUGGAGUCUGUGUUAUGCUAGACGUGUCACUUGGUGCAACCCAGAGCAGACAUGAAGUUUAAUGCACUCUUUACGGCUCUAGCCGCCCUGGAGUAUAUCCAAGGAGGCGUCGCUGUUCCUACAACCGCCGAUCUCACAUUUGCAGACGUCUCACCUCGCGCAUUGGACAAUGCCCCUGACGGUUAUACCCCGAGCAAUGUUUCCUGUCCUGCAAACAGACCGACGAUCCGCAGCGCGUCAACCCUGUCAUCGAACGAGACAGCAUGGCUCGACGUCCGACGCAAGCAGACCGUCUCAGCAAUGAAAGACCUCUUCGGCCACAUCAACAUGAGCUCAUUUGACGCCGUCUCUUACAUCAACAGCCACUCGUCCAACAUCACCAACAUCCCCAACAUCGGUAUUGCCGUAUCUGGCGGUGGCUACAGAGCCCUAACCAACGGCGCCGGCGCACUCAAAGCAUUCGACAGUCGAACAGAGAACUCAACACACAAUGGACAGCUCGGUGGUCUUCUGCAGUCAGCCACAUACCUGUCCGGGCUCUCCGGAGGUGGUUGGCUCCUGGGCUCAAUCUACAUCAACAACUUCACCACCGUUUCCAACCUACAAACCUACAAAGAGGGCGAAGUCUGGCAGUUCCAGAACUCUAUCACGAAAGGCCCCAAGACCAACGGCUUGCAAGCCUGGGAUACAGCCAAGUACUACCGCGACCUAGCCAAGGUCGUGGCCGGUAAGAAAGACGCUGGUUUCAACACCUCCUUCACCGACUACUGGGGUCGCGCACUCUCCUACCAACUCAUCAACGCGACCGACGGAGGCCCCGGCUACACCUGGUCAUCGAUCGCAUUGACCCAGGACUUCCAGAACGGAAACAUGCCCAUGCCACUCCUCGUGGCCGACGGCCGUAACCCAGGCGAGACCCUAAUCGGCAGCAACUCGACCGUAUACGAGUUCAACCCUUGGGAAUUCGGCAGCUUCGAUCCAUCCAUCUUCGGCUUCGCCCCCCUCGAAUACCUCGGCUCCUACUUCGAGAACGGUGAAGUCCCAACCGGUCGAUCCUGCGUCCGCGGCUUCGACAACGCCGGCUUCGUCAUGGGAACCUCCUCCAGUCUCUUCAACCAAUUCAUCCUCAAGCUUAACACCACCGACAUCCCAUCUGCCCUCAAAACGGUCCUCACCAGCAUCCUCGAAGAGCUAGGCGACCGCAACGAUGACAUCGCCAUCUACUCCCCCAACCCCUUCUAUGAGUACCGCAACGCGACAAUCUCAUACGAAAAGACCCCGGACCUGAACGUCGUCGACGGCGGCGAAGACAAACAAAACCUCCCCCUCCAUCCUCUCAUCCAACCCGCCCGCAACGUGGACGUCAUCUUCGCCGUCGACUCCUCAGCCAGUACCUCAGACAACUGGCCCAACGGCAGUCCCCUCGUGGCCACCUACGAACGUAGUCUCAACUCAACCGGCAUCGGCAACGGCACUGCCUUCCCCAGCAUUCCAGACAAAAGCACCUUCAUCAACCAGGGCUUGAACACCCGUCCGACCUUCUUCGGCUGCAAUAGCAGUAACAUCACAGGCCAUGCGCCCCUCGUCGUCUACCUCCCCAACUACCCAUACACGACGUACUCGAACAAAUCAACCUUCCAGCUCAAGUACGAGAUCUCCGAGCGUGACGAGAUGAUCACUAAUGGCUGGAACGUGGUUACGAUGGGUAACGGGUCGAGGAAGUCUUACGAGGAUUGGCCGACCUGCGCGGGCUGCGCUAUUCUGAGUCGCUCGUUUGAUCGGACGAAUACCCAGGUGCCGGACGUGUGUGAACGGUGCUUUGAGAAGUAUUGCUGGGAUGGGACGAGGAAUAGUACGGAGCCGGCGGCGUAUGAGCCCAAGGUGUUGAUGACGAGUGCGGGCGUGAGGAGCUUGGCGGUGUCGAGGUGGGUUUGGGGGUUGAUUCCGGUUGUGAUGGGGGUUUGGAUGCUGUGAGUGGAGGUUGGGGUUUGGUGAUCGGGGGUGUAUGCUAGAGAUCUUAUGGAUAUGAGGUUACGAUAGUUAAACACUUCAGGAAUAGUUACUCAUGUACAAAGGAAAAGAUUGCAUGUAAUGCAUGUUCAUUUAGUCGUGAAGGACUCCAAGUCCAAUACCAAGUACUGAGUU
Messenger RNA from Aspergillus neoniger CBS 115656, 2166 nucleotides. Its product is annotated as lysophospholipase Plb1. The record is from RefSeq and is a predicted model, not a curated record. Gene Ontology annotation, molecular function: A2-type glycerophospholipase activity. NCBI's taxonomy places the organism in Eukaryota, Fungi, Ascomycota, Eurotiomycetes, Eurotiales, Aspergillaceae. Gene Ontology annotation, cellular component: intracellular membrane-bounded organelle; cytosol. The transcript has 2 exons. Gene Ontology annotation, biological process: glycerophospholipid catabolic process. Bases 73 to 1995 code for a protein of 640 amino acids.